Molecule: messenger RNA, 4127 nt
Organism: Coturnix japonica (Japanese quail)
Lineage: Eukaryota; Metazoa; Chordata; Aves; Galliformes; Phasianidae
Gene: MICU2
Product: mitochondrial calcium uptake 2
Biological process (GO): mitochondrial calcium ion homeostasis; calcium import into the mitochondrion
Cellular component (GO): uniplex complex
Molecular function (GO): calcium ion binding
Source: RefSeq, a predicted model, not a curated record
AUGCGCCCCAUGCCGGCGGUUUCCGGGAAGAUGGCGGCGUGGAGGGCUGCGCUGGCGAUGGGCGUCCGAGCUCCGUUGAGGGGACGAUUGCUCGGGACGGGGCCCGUCCGGAGUCAGCGGCGCCCGCCCGGCUGGAAGAUGGCCGCUGCCGCCGCUCUGCUCGGGGGAGGCUCAGUGGCGGCGUGCUACGGCGGCUGGGGCGUGUUCCCCACCGUCCUGGCUCAGAAGGAAGAUGCUGCAAAUACAGAAAUGGCUGAAAGACUGUCGCUCCGGAAGAAUCGCUUUAUGCAUUUCGCAUCACUGGAGUAUGAAGGAGAAUAUUACAUGACGCCACGAGAUUUCUUGUUUUCAGUAAUGUUUGAUCAAGUGGAACGUAAAAGCUCAGCCAAGAAACUGACAAAGAAGGAAGUGGAUGCUGCACUGCAGUGUGUUACAAAAGCUAAACCAGGACCGACCUUUUUUAGAGAGCUUGGUGAUAAAGGGCUGAUAUCUUAUGCAGAGUACCUGUUUUUGCUGACAAUCCUUACAAAACCCCAGACUGGAUUUCAGAUUGCUUUUAAAAUGUUAGAUACGGAUGGCAAUGAGCAAGUUGAAAAGAAAGAAUUUUUUAAGAUGCAGAGAAUCAUUGGAAAGGAAGAUGAUCUGAAAACAGCUGGAGAUGAAACCGUAUUUCAGGAAGCAGAAUUGGAAAGCUGUGAUGUUAAUACCAUGCUGCUGGUACAUUUCUUUGGAAAAGAAGGAAAGGACAAACUUCGCUAUUCUGAGUUUUUCAGGUUCAUGGAAAAUCUGCAAACAGAAGUGCAAGAAAUGGAAUUCAUUCAGUUUUCCAAGGGCUUGAGUGUCAUGAGAAAGGAGGACUUUGCAGAGUGGCUGCUGUAUUUCACUGACGAGGAAAACAAUGAAAUUUACUGGCAAAACGUGAAAGAUAGAUUUGAAGCAGGAGAGAAUAUCAGUUUGGAAGAAUUCAAGACUUUCUGCAAGUUUACAAACAACCUGGAAGACUUUUCUAUUGCCAUGCAGAUGUUCACGGUAGCCAAUCGUCCCGUUAAACGAGCUGAGUUCAAGAGAGCAGUGAAGGUGGCAACAGGACAGGAGCUCUCAGAUAACGUGCUGGAUACCAUCUUCAAGAUUUUUGAUCUAGAUGGAGAUGACUGCCUCAGCCACGGCGAGUUCCUCGGGGUCCUGAAGAAGCGAAUUCAUCGAGGUUUGAGGGUACCACAACAGCAAGGCAUCCAGGGGUACUGGAAGUGCGUGAAAAGAGAAAGCAUUAAAGGAGCAAAAGAAUUGUGGAAGCAAAGUGGGAAAAGUCCUUUUUAAAAGCGUCCAUUAUUGUUGGCUUGCUGUAAAUGUUAUGUAGGGGUUUUUUGUGUGUCCUGUUUACAUAAUAGCUGAAUCAAAAAUACUCUUUUUUACUACAGCUAAACUAAAUUAACCCAAUAUCUAAUGCAAACACAUAUAUAUAUGAGAUAUAUAUAUAUCUAAUUCUAGUGGAAUUAGUUGGGUUUACAAAAUUGUUAUCUCAUUUGACCUCCCUACAGAAAUACUCUUGUUCUAGGGAAUAAUGUUAUUUAUUUCUCUGUGGAGUCUAACCCUGCACUGUGACCUUUGGGAUGCAUAGGAUUUAAUGGUGGCCACUGGCUGGAACAUCCCAAUAUCAUCUCCUGUUGGAACAGCGGUCAUCAUCUCAGCCAGCCACUAACACAGCAGUUCUCUUUCUCUGGCAAAGACAGAGGUCCAAAAAGGGAAACCACUUGCACACUCCAUGCAAUUCAAGCUACCUACAAGAAAAAAUGAAAUCUCAUAAUGUGCCUCCAUUACUGUGAGCUGUUUGUUGCUAGUUCCUGGCACAUGGUUCGACCAUGUCCAGGGUGGAUGUCUGAUUUGUCUGCCUUUGUUGAUAAUAGCUUUAAACUGGAAAUAUAAGACUGCUGAUACAGGCUUUAAAAGUUACAUGUUGAUCUAUGAAUGUGCAUUGAGACUCUCAGACCUCUUCAACAACCAUUAUAAACAAGAAGAAAAAGUCCUCACUCUCAUUCUAUCAUGAGCAAUGAUUGCACCUUGAUUUGUAAAUAUUUUUCUUAGUUAUAAUGCAUAGGAUUAAUGUGUAACAAAUAAUUACUUUGCGGUAGUAACAAUUGUGGCAGGGAGUGCUGCAGUAUCUCAGGAACUCAAGGCUGUAACAGCAGGAAUAAUAGACCCAACAAAAAAUAAACAAAUUGUUUAUGACUCCAAAUUGCAAAGGUAGUCACAAGAUGUCCAACAAUAAAACAAGCAGACAAAAAUAUAUAUAUAUAUGAAAAUUAACAAGAACGUUUUUCAACCACAACACAAUGUGCUUCUCUGUAUACACAGAUGUGCAUGAUACACAAGUUUUUUUUCUUAUAGACUCAAGAGCCUGUAAUCUCUGGUCCAGAUCAGUGUUCCCAGCUGGCCACUGCACACAGGAGACAGACUUUAACACACAGAGCUGUCAGCGUUGUCUGUUUUGUCCAUGCUGGGGUGACGGCCUGACUUUUCAAGACAGGUUUGUGAUAACAGACUCAAAAGAUGGACUGGGUAAAACAACCAAGAAAUCUCACUUGCUCUGCAGAUCCCAUCUAAGGGUUACAGGUAAUACAUUUGGUAUGUCAGUGGCCAUCAGGCAAGCUCGUGCUAAGGAGGAGUCCUCCCAGGUCUCAGCACUCUAGAGCGAAGCAACCAAAGCAGCAGCAUGCAACCACCUGCUACUCUGUCCUAUGCAGCCUUGGAGCUUUAAUUUAAAUUGUGUGAAAGAGAAAAUGCUUUUCUAUGUGUGACCUGUAAGUGUGCACACGGAGUCAUCCACAUGAAUAAGAACAUGACUGUGGGUGCCCCAAGACCCAUCUAGAAAAUCAGGUAGCACUGAUGGCCAAGGAUCCCUCUGCUUCCUCCAGGAACUUCUCAGAAAUGCAAUAAAAUGCAGUAAAUGCCACUGCUUCUCCCCCUUAAACUGAAAUGGCACUGCUCUGUUGGCAAUGAGAAAUCAGGCAGCUGUUUUCACUCUGUACUUUUGGAAGCUGUUUAUGGUGAUGGGAACUAUGAGUAAGAGCUGCUGGGAGCAGAGGAGGGGCAGCAGGGCUGGCGUGGACGUACCACAACCAGCUUCACAACACUAAACUUUUUUUUUUUAAAGGACAAAAUCAAGCAAGACACUUCUGUAUCAUAGAAGUGUGUGUGUGUUCCCCUACAGUGGGUGCUGUUUCAGCUGUGAUAUAGGGGGAAAUACAGGGCAGCCUUUUACUUGUUGCUGUUUGUAUUUUGGCAGAUUGUUUUUGUUUUGGAAUGGAGAUGAUUGUUUAACAACUAAUUCUGUGAAUUCUUAAUAGGUUUUUGAUGUUCUGCAUUGCUUUUGUGUUUGCUUUUUGUAUUGUUUUGUUUACCAAUGACACACUUCCUGCAAGCUUUUUGGUUUUCUGUUGGACAAAUCAAUUCAUCUGGCUUUAGUGUAUCUCGGAGUUUAAUGCCUCAUUGCUCAUUCGUAUCUGGGUUCGUGCAAUCAGCAAUGUCUGCUUUUGGCAGCAAGUUACUAAAAAUGGAUCUCAAGUUUUAUUUCUUAGCUAAAGAUCUGGUGUCCAGCUCAGAGGGAAAAGAAAACAGAUUUGCUACUUUUAAAGCAAACGUUGUGUAUAUAGUAAAUGAAAUGGAAUGAUUACUGAGGAAUUAAAAUGCAAUUAAGAUUUUCAGAAGAAACUACCCUGAAAGUGCAGCCAGGAAAGAAUUCCUCGGAAUGCCAGGGAAGGUUUGUCCCUUGAAGAAUCAGGCUCUGUGUUUAAUCUGUGGCUUAUUUCUGUUUGCUUUCACCAAAAAGGAUUUGUGAGACAGUCUUAAAAUCAUUUCUCAGAUAAAAUAUCUUAGACUGAAAGAGCUGUUUACAUUAGUGUUUAGACCUACCUUGUCUUAUGAGGAAUCCAUUGUACUUAUAAUUUUUGCUAACUUCCGUUUAGUAACUGUACGGUAUUUGCAAGCUGACUGUCAACAUUACUCAGCACAAUUUACAUAAAGGUCUUACCUUCUGCCAAUGUGCCAAUCAAGUGUAUAAAUUACAACUUUUUUAAUCUUAGGAAUCCUUCCUCUGAACACAAAUAUACUAAAAAUGAAAUAAAAUUAAA